CGUCCCGUCACUAUUCAUCCAACAUUGGACCAACCAGUAGACCGCGCUCGUGAUUGUGCACAUUUGAGACUGUUUGAUACUUGUCAACGGUGACUCCGAGGGAGGAAUGCUCGUUCGAUCUAUCACGACGAGGAAAUUCCGUUGCUGAGGACGAAUAAACAGUGUAGAACUUGUUAAGUGUAAUACGUCAGGAUGGACAGGCUGUUGCGACUGGGCGGUGGGAUGCCAGGCCUAAAUCAAGGGCCACCUCCUUCCGACGCACCUGUUGUGGACACAGCUGAACAGGUGUACAUAUCAUCCUUGGCUCUUUUAAAAAUGCUCAAGCACGGUCGUGCUGGAGUACCGAUGGAAGUGAUGGGUUUGAUGCUGGGUGAAUUCGUUGACGAUUACACCGUACGCGUUAUCGACGUCUUUGCUAUGCCACAAACGGGAACGGGUGUCAGUGUAGAAGCAGUAGAUCCAGUGUUCCAGGCAAAGAUGUUAGACAUGCUGAAACAGACUGGCCGACCGGAAAUGGUGGUUGGCUGGUACCAUUCUCAUCCAGGAUUCGGCUGCUGGCUGUCUGGAGUGGAUAUCAACACUCAACAGUCUUUCGAGGCUCUCAGCGAAAGAGCGGUGGCCGUUGUCAUUGAUCCUAUACAAUCGGUGAAGGGAAAAGUUGUUAUUGAUGCAUUUAGACUAAUCAAUCCAAACAUGAUGGUUUUGGGACAAGAACCCAGGCAAACGACAUCGAAUCUAGGUCACCUACAAAAACCAUCUGUUCAAGCGUUGAUACACGGGUUGAAUCGGCAUUAUUAUAGUAUUAGUAUUAAUUAUCGCAAGAACGAAUUGGAGCAGAAAAUGUUGCUCAACCUGCAUAAGAAAACCUGGAUGGACGGUCUUACCCUUGCCGAAUACUCGGAGCACAGUCGACUCAAUGAGAAUAUCGUUUCCGAGAUGCUUGAACUCGCGAAGAACUAUAACAAGGCCUUGGAGGAGGAGGAAAAGAUGACACCCGAACAAUUAGCGAUAAAAAAUGUGGGCAAGCAAGAUCCGAAACGGCAUUUGGAAGAGAAAGUCGACACGCUAAUGGCUACAAAUAUUGUUCAGUGCUUAGGAGCUAUGCUCGAUACAGUUGUAUUCAAAUAAAUGUUUUCUGAUACACACGCAAUAUGAUAUUUAAAGGAAAUAUACAUCUUUUUAAAAUAGAAA
Molecule: messenger RNA, 1191 nt
Organism: Monomorium pharaonis (pharaoh ant)
Lineage: Eukaryota; Metazoa; Arthropoda; Insecta; Hymenoptera; Formicidae
Gene: Rpn11
Product: 26S proteasome non-ATPase regulatory subunit 14
Exons: 6
Coding region: 193-1128 (311 amino acids)
Biological process (GO): proteasome-mediated ubiquitin-dependent protein catabolic process; protein deubiquitination
Cellular component (GO): proteasome regulatory particle, lid subcomplex
Molecular function (GO): metallopeptidase activity; protein binding; proteasome binding
Source: RefSeq, a predicted model, not a curated record